AUGUUGCCUGCUCCGUUUGCCCCGAACAGAAGUCGAGAGCGCAAAAUUGCCCCCCAGAAUUCAGAGGGCAGCCUGGGCACCCACGCUCAGACUCAGAUCGAGGUGCUCGCUGACGACGACGAGUCUGCGUUAACUGAGCGUGAGGACUUUGAUCGCCAGUUCUUUAGCCUGGUGGCACUCACGCGCAGCCUGCUCGGCGUUUCGUUCAACGGUGCUGGGUCUGAGGCGGGCUUCAAAGAUGCUGACUCAGGAAAGCAGACUGCUAUGGUGAACGUGAUCAGCGCGACCGGUAAGAAGUACGCAGCCCGUCUAUUGCUGGACAACGGUAGUACGGCGAAUUUUAUAACGCAAAGCUUAUCAGAGAAACUGGGUUUGUCACUAAGCGGUGCGAGCACCAAGAGGGGAAGUGAAGCCUGGAUCCCUGGUCCUCAUCAAGGA
Molecule: messenger RNA, 438 nt
Organism: Brenthis ino (lesser marbled fritillary)
Lineage: Eukaryota; Metazoa; Arthropoda; Insecta; Lepidoptera; Nymphalidae
Source: the annotation of a GenBank genome assembly